This is a messenger RNA of Daucus carota subsp. sativus, 1841 nucleotides long. Its product is annotated as cytochrome P450 736A117-like. Lineage: Eukaryota; Viridiplantae; Streptophyta; Magnoliopsida; Apiales; Apiaceae. The coding region runs from base 99 to 1604 and encodes 501 amino acids. The transcript has 2 exons. Gene Ontology annotation, molecular function: oxidoreductase activity, acting on paired donors, with incorporation or reduction of molecular oxygen; iron ion binding; heme binding. The record is from RefSeq and is a predicted model, not a curated record.
AACUCUACUUAAAGUACAGCUCUCCAUGUAUUGGACCUCAUUACAACAACUUAAGAAAUCCCAUAAUUUCUCAAGAAGCUAAACAACUACCCCGAAAGAUGAAACUAUCAGCAUGGCUGCAACCUUUCAUCACCUUUCUCUUACCCUUGAUCUUAACUUUCUUUCUUUUCCAUCGAUUUUUGGCUAAAAAACCAAGUAAAAAAAACCUCCCACCCUCUCCGCUAAGGCUACCAAUCAUUGGCCAUAUGCAUAAACUUGGAACCUUACCGCACCGUCCACUCCUCAGCUUGUCCAAAAAAUAUGGACCACUCAUGUUACUUCACCUCGGAAGCAUUCCAACUCUGAUUGUUUCGUCUGCCGAGGCGGCUGAAGAGGUCAUGAAAACUCACGAUCUCAAGUUCGCGGACAGGGUUCGAACCUAUGCUAAUGAGAAGCUUCUGUAUUGUUACAAGGACGUGGGUAUGGCGCCUUAUGGCGAGUACUGGAGAAAAAUGAAAAGCUUUUGUGUCGUCCAGCUUUUGAGCAACAAAAGGGUUCAAGAUAUGGGAACAAUAAGAGAGGAAGAAGCGGCUCUGUUGGUUAAUAAGAUUGUUGAGUCUAAUUCUUCGGUUGUGGACUUGAGUGAAAUGUUGGUAACGCUCACUAAUAAUGUUGUUUCUACAGCGGCUUUGGGUAGAAAAGUUGAUCAAGGGGGGAGUGGGAGGAAGUUGUGGAUGUUGAUGAAGGAAACAGAGGAAUUACUUGGCCGAUUUGAUGUGGGAACGUUUAUUCCGUGGCUUUCAUGGAUCAAUACAGUUUCAGGUUUUAAUGCCAGAGUGGAUAAAGUUGCAGAGGAGAAUGAUGAGUUUUUUGAACGGAUAUUGGAAGAGCGGAUGAAGGGUGAGAAAGUUGAAGAAACAGAGGAUUUUCUUGAUGUUUUGCUCGGGAUAGACAAGGAUGCCCCCGGUGGCUUUGACAUUGAUAGAGAUAGCAUCAAAGCUCUGAUCCUGGAUAUUAUUGCUGGUGGUACCGACACUACCCACACAGCUCUGGAAUGGACAAUGACAGAACUUUUAAGGCACCCGAAAGUCAUGAAGCAAGUACAAAUUGAGGUGAGGAAUACUCUCAGAGGCAAAUCCAACAUAACUUAUCCGGAUGACUUUGAAAACAUGCACUACUUGAAAGCGGUGAUUAAAGAGACAUUGCGAAUCCAUCCACCACUCCCAUUACUAAUCCCUCGAGUUGCAAGACAAGAUGUGAAGUUUAUGGGCUAUGAUAUUGCAGCUGGAACAAUGGUUAUUAUCAACGCCUGGGGGAUCGGAAGGGACCCUACUUUGUGGGAUGAACCGGAUGAAUUUAGGCCAGAAAGGUUCUUGAAUUCAACAAUAGAUUACAAAGGUCAUGACUUCGAGUUGAUUCCAUUUGGCGCUGGAAGGAGGGGUUGUCCCGGGAUAAAUUUUGCCAUGUCGACUUAUGAGUUUGUGUUGGCAAAUCUUCUGCACAAGUUUGAGUGGGAACUCCCUAAUGGAAUGAAGUGUGAUGAGCUGAAUAUGGAUGAGUGUGCUGGCCUUACUGUUCACAAAAAAGUACCUCUUCUUGUCGUUGCACGUCCAUUAUCUAGUUAACUAGCUUGUCCUUAUCCUUCUACCAUGUUCUGCUUGGAUGAUUUUCAUUAUUGAAUAUUGAAGAAACAUGUAUGAUGGAUGGAUCCUCUUUGCCGUCCAUUUAAUAAUUUAAAAAAUGUAAGGUGAAGAAAUAAAGAUAUUUAAGUAGCAUUUGAUUGUAGCAUGAUCUCAGGAUAUAGCCUAAGUUUUGGUUCAGUUUUCUUUAUGUAUAAGAAAAUUACAACAGCAAAUAGAUCA